UCCUCCACGCGCCGCCCCUCCCCGGGGCCAGGCCGCUCGGCUGCAGAGGCGCGCCUCCGCGAUGAGUGCUCCUCUCCUUCCCGCCUCCGCGCGCCGCCUCCGCCCUCCAGCCGGAGCCCCGCUUCGCCGCUCACGCUCACCGGCAACUCUGGCUCUGGUAACGGCUCCUCGCGCCACUCAGCCGCUCCCGCCGAUACCUCAAGCAACUAGAAUGUUCUCCGACUUCCGCUUCCGGGUCGUCUUAUGAGCCGCUUUAAAAAAAAAAAAAAAAACCCAAAUUGGGCAUGUCUAGCCACCCAGAGCCAUAGAGUGGAGGCGCAACCGCUCCCCACGGCGCCCACAAUAGUGGUUGUUUUCCGGUCCCUCACAGGAAGCCGCGCUGCUUUUUAGGGUCUUGUUUCUCCGGCCGCGCCUCCCAUCUGCGAGACCGAGGCCUCCGAGGAGAAUACGACCAUCAUUUUCCUGACCAGCACCCGGAACGCAAAGACGUAGGUCUGCCUGACCUGGUCGAGGGAAGAGUUCAAGGACCGGACAAGGAGGGGCGGGGCAUCCGGAGGCUUCCGAGAGCCCCGCCCCGGAAGUGCAAAUCCCGCGGGGUCCUCACACAGUCCGGUCUAUAGCAAGCCCGCUGACGGGAGCUGGGGACACCGGAGGCCGAGGCCGAGCGUCCAGACGGGCGCUGCCGUGGUGGCCGCCUGCAGGUCGCGUUCCUUCGGUUGUGUACUCCGUCUUGAAGUCCGCCUGCAGACCGGGGCUUGCUGGUGUAACGCCGAGCGGGGUGAGGUGGCUGCUUCCCUGAAAGCAGUCCUGGCUUCUAAGACUGCCAUCCAAAUAACUCUGGAAGAAGAGCUGACAGCCUCCACGUCCUAACAACCCUGGACAGCGCCCAGUAUGUCUCAGGCCACUAAGAGAAAGCAUGUGGUGCAGGAGGUGCUGGGGGAGCACAUGGUGCCCUCGGACCAGCAGCAGAUAGUGAAGGUCCUCAGGACUCCUGGGAACAAUCUACAUGAGGUAGAGACAGCACAAGGGCAGCGCUUCCUGGUGAGCAUGCCCUCCAAAUACCGCAAGAACAUCUGGAUCAAGAGAGGGGACUUUCUCAUUGUUGACCCAAUUGAAGAGGGAGGAAAGGUGAAGGCGGAGAUUUCUUUCGUGCUCUGCAAGAACCAUGUACGCUCCCUGCAGAAGGAGGGCCACUGGCCUGAGGCCUUCUCCGAGGUAGCUGAGAAACAAAAUAACAUAAACAGACAGAGUCAGCCUGAACUUCCCGCUGAACCACAGCUGUCAGAAGAAUCUGGUUCUGAAGAUGAUUCUGACCUCUUUGUCAACACCAAUCACAGACAGUAUCAUGAGAGUGAGGAGGAGAGUGAAGAAGAGGAGGAGGAAGCAGCCUGAACCAGAAGGGUCCACUUCUCUACUUGCUCAGGGACUAUCCCUUGGCUUUUCUGGGCUUGGACAUUCCCAGGGUGCCCUGCAGAUCUUUUCUUUUGGAUGGGGACGAGGCAUGGCCCCUUUCUGAACUGACCUAGAAGAAUUAAACCCCUGGUGGGUGCUGACUCAA
Onychomys torridus (southern grasshopper mouse) is the source of this 1558-nucleotide messenger RNA. It is a transcript of the gene Eif1ad, whose product is annotated as eukaryotic translation initiation factor 1A domain containing. The transcript is spliced from 6 exons. The record is from RefSeq and is a predicted model, not a curated record. Gene Ontology annotation, cellular component: nucleus. Gene Ontology annotation, molecular function: translation initiation factor activity; RNA binding. Gene Ontology annotation, biological process: translational initiation. NCBI's taxonomy places the organism in Eukaryota, Metazoa, Chordata, Mammalia, Rodentia, Cricetidae. Bases 892 to 1392 code for a protein of 166 amino acids.